AUGGAUACCACUAGCAUUACUUCUGUUGCUCCAAUGGAUACGACAGAACAAGAAGGAAUGCCGUCAGACGUUCAAGCUCUAUAUCUAAUGACAAAAUUGAAAUUAGAUCGUUUUAAAGAAAAAAAAUCCAGAUUAGAUCAAGGUUAUGCCAGAAUAAUGGAGCAAAUAAACACCACUUUACCACUUAUAGAUAAAAUUCAAGUUAUGUACGAUGAAAUUAGGCGAUUAUUUGUGUAUGAUGAAAAAGAUGACUAUUUAAACAGUUUUGAGUCAUCACUCAGACUGGCUAGAGCAAGCACAUCGACUAGUGAUAAUUUAUUACAGACUAUGUAUGAUCGAUUAUUGAGAAUACUAGAUGGCGGAAAAAGACGUACAGAAUACAAUUUUCUAUUUGGUUCGAUCAUGUCACAAUGGCUUCAAACAAAAACAAGUGGUGAUAUGACAAUUGCUGAUGAAGAAGAAGAGAAUAAUACAACAGCUAUUGGUGAACGUCUGAUCACAAACGAGAAAUUGGAAACAAUUAUUUUCGAUCGUCCACAAUUAGAUUUAAAUCAAUGGCGUGAUUUUCUGGUGCAUCAACUAUUCCAUUUUAACAAUGAAAAAGAGAAAGAAGCAUUUGAUAAAUUUAAAUUAGGUAUAACUGACUAUGGUGAGAAAACAUUAUUUGAACGAAAAGUAACACCAGACGAUAUUCGUGAGGCGAUUGACGAGUUGCUUAGAAAUGAUUUCUUUGAUGAUCAUCGUAAACGUUUGAUUAAUAAAUUGAAAAUGGAUGCAAGUGCAGUUGAAGAAUUUACAUCAAGUCUAAAUUUAAUGAUCAACGAAAUUGGGGAAUGGAAUUGGCCAUUGACCGGAGUGCGUGGUGUAUUUCGGCGAAAAUUGGCUGGAAGAUAUCGUUGUUUCUAUGAGGAAGAUUUUCUCACCGCUGUUUUUUUACAAUAUCUAGGAAAUAAAUGGAGUCAAGAAUUUAAAUACCAAUUGGUUCGUUUAUUUGAUUCUCUUAUGGGUAAGAAUGAAGAUUGUUCAUCUGACUCAAUUGAAUAUAAACGAUAUAAAAUGCGACGCGAUGAUUAUUGGGUAGCAUUACUUCAUAGCGAACGUGAUGAACGUCAUUAUCCCACAACAACCACUGCGUAUGACGGUUAUGACGAUGGUAAUGGAAUUGUGAAUAUGAAACAGAAGCUAUUGUAUUUAGUUAAUGUUGAAAUACAAUUACAUCAACAAUUGCGUCCACAACAACCAUUUACAGUUGUUUGUGCCGAUAUGGAAUGGCUUGGUCCGUCGAUUUCACAUGAAGUUGUACAAAUACUCCUUGAAGUAUGUGGUAUUCCACGAAUAUGGCUAGAUUUUUUCGAUCGUUUUCUGAAAAUGCCAGUCUAUUAUCAACCGGGUGAACCAAUUCGUAUUCGACAACGUGGUUGUCCCAUGUCGCAUUCUCUAUCAUUUCUAUUUGCAGAAUUAUUACUAUUUGCUAUGGAUUUAUAUGUUUAUCGAAACACACAAAUAUUUAAUUAUCGUUUACAUGAUGAUUUUUGGUUUUUUGAUUCACAAUCCGAAAACAUACAAAAAGCAUGGCAAUUGAUGUGUGAAUAUGCUGAUCUGACUGGUCUAAAAUUAAACAAGGAAAAAUGUGGAUCAAUAAAAAUUGGAGACAAUGCAACUGCAGCACAGUCAUUUGGCGAUGCAGCACUACCGCAAAAUCAUGUUAAAUGGGGUUUUUUAUAUUUACAAUCCAAUGGUCGUUUUACCAUUCAAAAUGAUUUACUUGUGCCAUAUUUGAAUGAAAUGAAAGAACGAUUGAAUGGAGCGAAGUCCAUUAUGGCAUGGGUUACCAUUUAUAAUAAAUAUGUAGCAUUUUUUCUACGUAAUUUUGGUAAAUGUGCUAAUGUACUGGGUACCUAUCACACCCAACAAACAAUUAAAGCAUUUCAAUAUAUUCAUCAAUAUUUGUUUCCAGAUGCACAUGGAAAUGCAUUGACAGUCUUAAUGCAAUUAAUUGUUGAUCAGUUUAAACCUAUAACAAAUUCUUCUUCCGAUUUAUCUGAAUGUUGGUUCUAUUGGCCAUUGACAAAAGGGGGUUUAGGAUUGACAAAUGUUUAUUUGGAAGUCUUUGCUAUUCAUAUACAAUUGGAAAUGAAUGCAAAACUAGAGACAUUUUCAACAUUACCCAUAAAAGAUAAACAGUUAUAUGAUGAUUUAAUUAUACACUUUCAAAGUUUAAUAAAAAAGCGAUCAUUCGAUUUAUCAAAACAGUUUCCCGAUCGAUAUCUUCAUGAUGAUAAUACAUUUAUUACUUUCGAUGAGUAUAUAAAACAACGUGAAGCCUAUAUGCCACAUUGGACGCAUGUUUAUGAAACAUUGCUUGAAAUAACACAACCUGCUUUACCGCAACCAACGUCGAUAGUCAAUAAAUAUCACCUGUCUCAAAGACGGAGAAGAACACGAAAUAUUUCCAUGAAUGAUGCUUAUUCGGAAUGGUUAGCCUAUUACUAUGGUCAACAAUUGGAAGAUACAUUUAAUCAGUUAGACUUUAUCGAUUCACAGAGUUUACCGAUCGGAUUGAUUUCAACGAUGAAAGCAAGUCAAAUUAACUGGGAUAAAGGAAGAAAAGUUUAUAAACGUCAACAUUCAUCUGAUACACGUUAA
Molecule: messenger RNA, 2646 nt
Organism: Didymodactylos carnosus
Lineage: Eukaryota; Metazoa; Rotifera; Eurotatoria; Philodinida; Philodinidae
Source: the annotation of a GenBank genome assembly